Molecule: messenger RNA, 1839 nt
Organism: Lodderomyces pseudojiufengensis
Lineage: Eukaryota; Fungi; Ascomycota; Pichiomycetes; Serinales; Debaryomycetaceae
Exons: 1
Coding region: 1-1839 (612 amino acids)
Source: RefSeq, a predicted model, not a curated record
AUGGAGCGACGAAAAGGUCAAAUACGACUGCCGUCAUCAUCAAUAAAUCAAAAUUCAUCAUCACCACCAAAUCCAUUAAGACAUAAUUUAUCAUAUCAAUCAUUAGAUAAAUAUAGAUUAAGUCCUACCCAAUCAAUAGAUCGAGCUAACAAUUCAAAAGCAAAGAUUAAUUCAAAUAUACUUCGUUCUAGAUCAUUUACUAGAUCACCUCUGAUUCCAUCCAUUGAUCCAAGAGAUUCAUCAAAUCCUAAUCCAAUAGAUCAUCAAUUUGAUACAAAUGCUGUAACUCCUAUAUUUGAAGGAUCAGUAAAUAAUACUAGUAGUAAUGAUAGAAAUACAAUUAGAACUUCAACAACUUCAAUGUAUCAUGCACAAUCAGAUAAAGCAAUUGCAACAUAUACAAAUAAUCAACAAGGUCCAAGGUCUAAAAUAUUGAAUUUACCUCAACGAUUGUUUAGUUGGUUAUAUUCAUUUUCAUUGGUUGCUUUAAUUAUAUUAAUUUUAGCAUUUGUAGCAGUUACUCCUAUUGAUGUUAUUAUUCAAACAUUAAAAGCAACAAAUGGAACAAAUGCAGUAGCAGUAAAGACAUUUGUGGUUAUUGCUGUUUGUGUUGUAUUUUUAUUAAUAUCAAUCAUUAUUUAUCUUGUAAGAGUUUAUAAUUUUAGAGUAUCAAUGAAUGAUGUUCCUCAAAAAUCAUUAUAUAUUCCUUUUGAAAAUGAUUAUCCAAAAGUUGUAUUUAAAUAUAUUGAAUCUAAAUUAAAAAAUAGUAUUGAAAUUAGUGAAAAGGCAGGACCUUUAAAUCAACCAUAUUCAAUUAAUCAUCCAGGUUUAUCACCACCAGAAUAUAUUCAAAGAAGAAAUCCUGAUCUUGAUGGUACAUUAUUACCACCAAAUAUUAAUUAUGAAGAUAUUUUACAAAGUUUUGGUGAUAAAUUUAGAGUUGGGAAAAUUUUAACUGAUGAAGAUUUACCAAUUAGUUUAUCAAUAAAAGAAAUUUUAUUAUUAUUAUAUAAACAAAUUAUUGAUUCUAAAAAGACACAAAUAAGAGUUAAACCAAAUGUUACAAAAUUAAUAUCCAUAUAUGAAAAAUGUAGAUUUGGACCAAAUUUAAUUUUAGAAAAAGAUCUUUUACAAUUAAUGUUAGAAUUUGAUAAAUUUGGUCAAUUAUGUCAAAAUGAUUAUCAAUCACAAAUUCCAAAAAAUAGAAGAAUUUCAAGAUUAAGUCAAUCAUCAAAUUAUGAAUUUACUGAAGGGAAUUUAUCAAGUAGUGAUAUGAAAUAUUAUAGUAGUGCAAUGUAUUAUGAUCAUGAUGAUACUAAUGAAGAUGAAGAAUAUAAAGAUAAUCAAGAUUUAGAUGAGGAUACAUAUAGUGAAUCUUUUGAUGAAAAAAAUGAAUUACUGAAAACUGCAACUUUUGGUCAUAGAAAAGUAGAACCUCAAUAUUAUACUAAUUUUGAUCCAUCAAUUAAUGAUGAUACUAAUUCAAGAAGAUUAGUUAGACAUCAAAGUUAUUCAAGUUCAAGAUCUGUAAUAAGAAAUAAAUUAGCAUUAGAAAGUAAACAUACAUUACUGAGUUUAAAAUAUGAAGGAAAUGAUGAAGAUAAUAAUUCAUUAGUUAGAAAUAAAAGUGGUUAUGUUACUGAUUCUGAAAAUGAAUUUGAUCCAAAUGAGUUGGGAAUUUAUGAAAGUAGACGAAGGUAUGGAGAAAAGGAUAAGCGAGAGAAGAAAAAUGAUAAUGAUGUUGAUGUUGAUGAUGAUGAUGAACAAUUUUAUAAUUUUAGACGAUAUAGUUCGAAUUUUGGUCAACCAAUUACACCAGAACAAUCACCAGAAAGGUAA